UCAUAAAGAGUAAUGGAAACAAGCAAUGAAAGUUUAGGAACAGACUUCAUCCUUCUGGGAUUUUCCAGUCGACCCCAAGUAGAGUACAUCAUCUCUGUGGCUGUGUUCAUUUUCUAUACUGUGACUCUGGUAGGAAACACAACCAUCAUUCUUGUUUCUUAUCUAGAUACCCAGCUUCAUAUCCCCAUGUAUUUCUUCUUAUCUAACUUGUCUGCUGUAGACCUCUGUUAUACAACUAGCAUUAUCCCCCAAAUGCUGGUAAAUUUAUGGGGUCCAAAAAAAUCUAUUACAUAUGGAGGGUGUGCACUCCAGUUCUUCUUUGCCCUUGACCUGGGAGCCACAGAAUGUCUUCUCUUAGCUGUGAUGGCCUAUGACCGCUAUGCUGCUGUCUGUCAACCUCUUCACUACACAGUAAUAAUGAACCCUGAGCUCUGCCAGAAAAUGGUGCUGACCUCGUGGUUUGGUGGUCUCGGAAGUGCCUUAAUUCUUUGCUCCUUGACUUUGAAGUUGCCAAGAUGUGGACACCGCGAAGUGGAUAAUUUUUUCUGUGAGAUGCCAGCAUUGAUCAAGAUGGCUUGUGUCUAUUCCAAAGUAACAGAGAUUGCUGUCUUUACACUUGGAGUUAUAUUUCUUCUAGUACCUCUAUCACUGAUUCUCAUCUCAUAUGGACUUAUCACUCAAGCUGUGAUGAGAAUUAAGUCAGCAUCAAGGUGGAGAAAGGUCCUUAAUACAUGUGGUUCCCACCUCACGGUAGUAACUCUGUUUUAUGGAACAAUCAUUUAUAUGUACAUGAAGCCACAGAAUACCGCAUCCCAAGAAGAAGGAAAAUUCUUUACUCUCUUUUACACAAUUGUCACACCCAGUCUUAACCCUCUGAUCUACACUUUAAGAAACAAAGAUGUAAAGAGUGCAAUGAAAAGAAUGCUAGGAAUGGACAAGUACUCCUCAAAAGUGUGAGUAAAGUG
Messenger RNA from Castor canadensis (American beaver), 965 nucleotides. Its product is annotated as olfactory receptor 2W1-like. Gene Ontology annotation, biological process: G protein-coupled receptor signaling pathway. NCBI's taxonomy places the organism in Eukaryota, Metazoa, Chordata, Mammalia, Rodentia, Castoridae. The record is from RefSeq and is a predicted model, not a curated record. Gene Ontology annotation, cellular component: membrane. Gene Ontology annotation, molecular function: olfactory receptor activity; G protein-coupled receptor activity.